This is a messenger RNA of Pristis pectinata (smalltooth sawfish), 3705 nucleotides long. RefSeq names its product Rho GTPase activating protein 20 (gene arhgap20). Gene Ontology annotation, biological process: signal transduction; regulation of Rho protein signal transduction. Gene Ontology annotation, molecular function: GTPase activator activity. The record is from RefSeq and is a predicted model, not a curated record. Lineage: Eukaryota; Metazoa; Chordata; Chondrichthyes; Rhinopristiformes; Pristidae. The transcript is spliced from 16 exons. The coding region runs from base 1 to 3597 and encodes 1198 amino acids.
AUGGGUCUCGGUGUGGUUACUGUGCGGUGUGAAGCUCAUCUCAAGGUUAAGCAGAUCAGUGAAAUUGUACAUAAUCGGGGUCGGCGAAUUACACCUCUUCAAACUAUGUCGCCACAACAGGAUAACAUUGGUCAGAGUCGCUCUUCUUCCCUGACGGGGGAAACUCGAAUAUCGAGCUGCAGAGGGACAGAGAAGAAGAAAAUGAAGAGUCUGGCCCAGAGACGACAGUCGGCACCCUCUUUGGUGAUUAGCAAAGCACUUAACAAAACCAGAACAUUGUCCAGAGAAAGCUGCCUGUCUCCUAUAAGUCCAGAGCUCUGCCCUCUUGUUCGGUCCAUUACAGGCCCACACAGAACAUUUCUUAUGGAAGGACAUGUACAGCUCAAGACUGGGCUCCAAACCCAAGACCGCCAUCUCUUCUUGUUCAAUGAUGUUUUAGUCAUAGCGAAAUCAAAAUCUGUAUCUCAUUUCAAGCUGAAAAAACGAGUGAAAGUUAGUGAGGUUUGGAUGGCGUCCUACAUGGAUGGUGUGUGUGAAGGAAGUACAAGUGCAGAACGAUCCUUUGUAAUGGGCUGGCCCACAACAAAUUGCGUGGCUACCUUCAGCUCUACAGAACAGAAGGAGAAAUGGCUCUUAUGUUUUCAAAGCUGCAUUAAAGAAGAGAAAGAGAAAGAACAUCCAAAAAGUAUUCCUUUGAAGAUUAUUACCAGGAAUGUUGCAAGCUGUGUAUACUCAAAGGUCUUAACAGUAAAGAACACAGACACAGCAAAUGAUGUCGUUGCCAUGACACUUCAGCACUUUGGCAUCAUGGGCAAUUCUAAGGGCUAUCAACUUUGGGUCAUCUCUGGCAAAGAAGACACUCCCUAUCCUCUCAUUGGGCAUGAAUAUCCUUUCAGCAUUAAAAUGAGUCACAUUCAAGGUGCAACUGGACAGACACAUGUGUCCAAGGACGCGAUCUAUCCUCCAGAUAUCCAGGGGCCCUUCAUUAUAGAGCAGCUGCCUGUGGAGAUGCAGUGCCAAUUCAUCUUAAAGCCAAGUCACCUGGCACCCUGCCAGCAGAUGGCUGAUCCAAGUCAAAAGCAAUGCAAAAGGAAAAGGUCAAUUAUGAACUGGGCUUUCUGGCGUGGUUCCGCCACACAUUUAGACAGCAUGCCUCUAUCCCCUACUUCCAUAGCACCAAGAAGACUCUUUGGCCUUCCGCUGUCAACCAUUUGUGAGAAUGACAGUUUCCCAAAGCCUAUUAUGGACAUGCUGUCCUUUUUGUUUCAUGAAGGACCAUACACCAGGGGCAUUUUCAGACGUUCUGCAAAUGCUAAAUCCUGCAAAGAACUGAAGGAGAAGCUGAAUGCUGGAGCUGAAGUGCACUUAGCCAGUGAAUCUGUGUUUGUGACUGCUGCUGUGUUCAAAGACUUCCUGCGGAAUAUUCCUGGUAGCAUCUUUUCUUCAGACUUGUAUAACAAUUGGAUGGCAGCAAUGGAAAGGAACAGCCAUGAAGAGAAGAUAAAGGAAAUUCAAAGAUUGCUAGACCAGCUUCCAAAACUGAAUACCCUCCUCCUGCACUAUGUGUUCGGAGUGCUUCACAAAAUUGAGCAGCAGGCUGAGGAAAACCAAAUGAAUGCCUUCAACUUGGCAGUCUGCAUAGCACCCAGCAUCUUGUGGCCUCCCACCCUCUGCAGCCCUGAGACAGAAUGCAAGUCAACAAAAAAGGUUGCCUUGUUUGUGCAGUUUUUAAUUGAAAACUGUUCCAGGAUUUUUGGAGAUGUCUUCACUUCUCUCUUUGAAGCAUUAUCAUCAAGGAGGUUUGGGAGUAGAGAUGAUGGUCCAGAUCUCCCUUCAUUUCAAAUGCAUGACUCCUCUUACAAUAGUCUGGAAAAUGAGCUCAAUGAUGAAACUGACUCCACUCUAAUGACAAAAAGAAGCCAAGAAAAUAGAAGCAGGGAUUCAGUUCUGUCCUGGAGUGACUGUGAUCUUGACCAGACCGAGGAUGAAGCUGUUCACGGAAAGGUCCCAUUGACAAUGAAGCCCUUGCAAAUUCCUUCAGCUUCCCUGAAAGGAAAUGUGAUUUGCCAGUUUUCAAAAAAUGUCCUCCUAGACUCCAACCAUUCUGGUUACUCUACUUGUGAGAGGCUGACAGUCCCCAGAAGGCACAGAAGGUGCUCUGAGCCCAAUAUAGUUCCUCCUACUUCACAGUUUGUUCAGCUCUGCCAGAAUCACAAACCUGUAAUCCGCAAAACUAGUUGUGAUGCUGUUCUGAGUCAGACGGCCGAGAACUACAUUGAACAACUACAAACACUACAGAUCAGGGGCCAGAAACUUACAAAACAGAAUGUAAAAAUGAGCACUGAUUUGGGUGAGUCCAGAAAUGGUGGCCAUAAAUCAGAUCAAAAGGGAUCAUUGAGUAGUGGCCAACAUCAGCCACCUCCUCCCCUCAAAAUUAAUGUCUCUUCCACAAUGAGUAGCUCCAGUCUAUCUUCUCCUGGCACUCCACUCUCGGGGUCCUCUAUGAGUUCAUGUGACAGUGCUUUUUCAUACAAUGCAGAAUAUUUUGUGUUCACUCCAAGGGAAACCUUCUCAACAUCUUGUUUUGGCACUCAGUCUCAGAAAGGCCAACUAGCAAUGCUAACUAGCCCCAGUAUUUUUAAACAUUUUCCUGGACAACUGUCCCCUGGACAUUAUCCUAGCACAGUUCCUGCUUCCUCCUCCACUGCACUAGAAAAGUACAAGAGGACUGCCAGUGUGAUAGAGGAUACCUCUACAUGCAUCACUGGGAAGAGUGAUAGGUGGAGAAAGGAAAGUGGAACUUGCAUGCUUAGAAAAAGGGAGAAUGGAGGUAUGCUUGAAGGCAAAAAUGGCUCAUACUAUGAAGAAGCUAAUGGAAAGUUGCCUGUUUCUGUAGUAGAAGGUGAAGAUAUGGUUCAAAAUGUGGACGAAAGCCAAUAUGUAGAUCCUCCUUCUUAUCGGGAGGGAGUCGGGUCACCAUUGCCUAAUACAGCUGCAAAAGAGAGAGGAUUAAUGGUUGAACCUUUGCAACAUUUAUUCCAUCCUGAUUCGCAGGAACUUGGAGGGAUCUCCAUUACUAGUGGUUCUCCUCUAGUGAGCACUGCCAGCAAGGCUUUUCCAGGACAGAGUGGACCUUAUCAAAUUCCUCAGACUGUGUUUUAUGGGCAGAAUUCAUUGUUAUGUUUUCAGUCAAAAUCAUGUCAACAAUCAUCCCCUUUUAUGAUGGGUAGAAAUUCUAGUCAGAGUGCAUCAGAUCAACACUCCACUGAAAUGGUUACUUGCCCAAGCGACGUCUGUGAGAGUUCAGGCAAUGCCGAGGUAUUGAAGAAAGGGGGCGGGAUGGCCCAGAGGAAGAAACUGUCUCCAUCAACCAAGUGGGAGCUUAGCAGCAGGCAUUCUGAGGCUCUUUCACGUAAUGCAGCUAAAACAGUUAAGGAUUAUUUUUUCCAACUCGAUGCUGAGAACUGUUUGAUAACAACACAGGAGUUGACCAAUGCUGUGAUCCAGAACAAGAAUGAAUGGCAAAAACAGUGCUGCACCAAUCCAAAGUUUGAAGACUUUGAACACGUGUUUUUCUCAGAGGAGUCUUACGUGUAAAAGUCUGUUUGAAAAUAUUGUCAUCACUUCUUUUGAAAGCUUCCUUAGAAAUGUGUUAACCUUGAGCUAAAUCAUUACCUUGUGCUGUUAUUAGAACAUAGAUUUAAC